CUUGUUUGUUGCUCUCACUCUGCCCCUUUCCCUCUCCUUCUAAUUUUUGAAACCCUAACAAGUGAUUUUUUUAAGUCUAGGGUUGGUCAAAGUCGUCUAUCUCCUAUGGGAUUUUGAUUUUGAUUCGAUUUGUUCAUUUCCAAGUUCUUUUUCUUUAAUUUAAUUUAUGUGUAAAUUUUGCACACCUUCAAACUGCACGCAACUGUAUGCUUAAUGCCUACUGAUUUUUCCUUCUCUUCUAUUUCAGUCCCUUAAUUUCAUUUAUCAAAAAAAAAAAAAAAAAAUUUGCGCCCUUUAAUUUUCUUAUGGUGGUUUCAUCAGCAAUCCCCUUGUAAUGCAGAAACCUUGCUGGAAAUAGCUUCACUGGUGGCAUCCCUUAUUCCAUAUCUCAGAUGACUUCCCUAAAAUACCUAACUUUUGUGAUGCCUUCUAGGAUGUGUAUUAAUCCAAUACAUAAUAAUAAAGGGCUUUUUCAUCAGUCAGACAAUGCAAAUUCAGAGGAAAGGUGGGCUGCUAGCUCCUGUGCCAUGGAUUCGUUGUAUGAUUUGGAGCUCAUUUCCAACACUGUUCCUGUAGUUUUUGACAAUUCUGAAACAUGGCAUCUGGCUCUAUCAACAAGCUUGAAGUUGGGGAGUAGAGGGAUGGCCCAUGUACAAAAAAUUACUCGUGUUGAUCUCAAAGAGAAAAGUCAAUAUUCAAAUAUCUUGCUCAUUAAUCGAACUGCUAGCCCUCUUGCAUGGUUUAUGGAGUGCAAAGAUCGAAAAAACCACACUGCUACAAUGUUGCCAUAUUCAUUUCUUCCUUCAAUGGCUGCCCAGAAACUACGACAUGCAGCAGAAAAGGUUUACCAUGUACAAUCUUUUUAAGUUAUGAUUAUCUACUCAGUUCAGGUGAAAUAGCACAUGAUUUACCAUGUAUUGGCUAUUUGCACUGUCUGCUAACAAAUACUUGGUCCAGUUAUCUUGUUAAUAUCUUUUGACUGCACAUAAAGUUUCUCUUCAAUUAAUGCAAGAAAAAAGUAAACUCAAGGAAGC
Messenger RNA from Camellia sinensis, 1034 nucleotides. The record is from RefSeq and is a predicted model, not a curated record. Lineage: Eukaryota; Viridiplantae; Streptophyta; Magnoliopsida; Ericales; Theaceae.